UGUGAAAACCCAUUUAACACUCGCUCCCAGUACACAUCAAAACAUGUAUACAGAGAAAGUUUAGUUUGAGGGCUACACAGAGAAGAUUCAACAAAAAGGUCUCCAUUUUGGGAAGUUACACGGUUGCUCGAUUUGAUUGCUCUCAGAAAUGGCGAAAGAUUCUCCAAAAACUCCCAAGACGUCGUCGUCGAGGUUGGCAACGAAUCCAUCAGUGAGCAUAUGGGCGGCACAAUGUGGGAAAUGCUUGAAAUGGAGGACGAUUUCAACGCAGGAAGAAUUUGAGGAAAUCAGAAGUAGGUUUAUUGAAGAACCCUUUAACUGCGACAACAAACCAAAUGGUUCUUGUGAUGACCCUGCUGAUAUUGAGUAUGAUUCUUCUCGAACUUGGGUUAUUGACAAGCCCAAUCUGCCUAAAACCCCGUCUGGGUUUAAGAGAGAAUUGUACCUGAGAAGAGAUUACUCUAAGAUGGAUGCUUAUUAUUUCACUCCUUCAGGGAAGAAACUCAGAUCUUUUACAGAAGUAGGUGCUUUUCUUCAACAAAAUUCUGAGUACAGUGAGAUAAAAGCCUCAGAUUUCAGCUUCACCAGCCCCAAAAUUAUGGAUGAUACUAUACCCUCUACCCCUCUUCUUUCCAACUCCAACAAGAAGGGUACAACUAGUAGCACUAAAUGAGUGCGUGGAUUGAUGAAUCUGGAAUUGUUCGUUUGCUUUGUAGAUGCAGUUUUUAGAGUCCUGGUAUACUUAAAUGUGUUGUUAUUUUCCAUCUCUUUGGUAUACAAAUCUCUUAGAUGUAAAUGGGAUUUCCUUUUCCUAGAUGUGUGUGUUUCCUAGAUAACAUUUCGUGCAGUAGCUUCGAUAAAGCGAAAAAUAUUGAAACUUGUAAUGUUCCCUCAUCUCGUCAAUGAUCCCUAUGCUGUAAAAUUGCUACUAUGUGUUUGAUAUUGCCCAAAAUAUCACCUUGUUCAAAUA
Molecule: messenger RNA, 970 nt
Organism: Solanum dulcamara
Lineage: Eukaryota; Viridiplantae; Streptophyta; Magnoliopsida; Solanales; Solanaceae
Product: methyl-CpG-binding domain-containing protein 4-like
Exons: 3
Coding region: 149-673 (174 amino acids)
Molecular function (GO): zinc ion binding; DNA binding
Source: RefSeq, a predicted model, not a curated record